CUCAAACUCCACUGCGUUCACAUAUGAUGGCUAACGGAAACAUUUCAGAGUUUUACGCUGAUAUCUGCGCAGAACAGGAGAUAAAAAUAAAUCCACACGUUUUGAAAGUUUUGAAGGAGUCCAAGGCAACAGACAGCUUCACCUUAAAACUGCCAGGAAACAACCGGCUGAGACGCGUUCAGCGGCUUGAUGACCGAGACGCUCUGGCUCUCUCUAAAUGCCUCAGAAACAACCAGAGUGUGACAGGCCUGGACGUCAGGUACAAUAACAUCACAGGUGAAGGGGUCAGACACCUCGUCGACCUCCUACAGCAGGACAGCUCUGCUCUAAAGUCUCUCAACUUGAUGUUUAACGACAUUCAGACAGACGGAGCUGAAGCUCUCGCCAAGAGCCUGCAGUGUAACAGCACCUUGCUCCGCCUCACUCUGUCGGGUAAUAAGAUCCAGAACAGAGGAGCCAUGCACCUGGCCAGCAUGCUGCAGCUGAACUGCACCCUGCAGGAGCUGGAGCUGGCCCACUGUGACCUGGCCACUCAGAGUGUGAUCGCCUUUGCCAUCGUGUUGAAAAGCAACAGAACUCUCCUCAGAGUGGAUCUCAGCCGGCCGCUGCUCUUCAGCUACCAGGAGGAGUGGGCGGUGCACGUCUCUGAGAUGCUGGCGGUGAACAGCAGCCUGGUGGAGCUCCACCUGGGGACGAUGGGGAUGAGUGACGGAGGGAUGGAGCGUCUGGCCGACGGCCUGCAGCUCAACCACAGCCUGAGAUACCUGGACCUGCACGGGAACCGUGUGACUCGUGACGGCGUGCGUCACCUCGCCGAGCUGCUGAAGAAGAACCCGAGCCUGGAGGUCAUAGAUCUGUCGGCCAAUCGGAUCGAAGAUGAAGGCGCUGUGUACCUGAGCGAGGCGGUCAGCUGGCCGCGCUGCAGCCUCAGAGAGCUGUCUGUCUGCAGGAACAACAUCAGGACGGAGGGUCUGCUGUCUCUGGCUCACGCUAUGACAGAAAACACAACUCUGACUCACAUCUACAUCUGGGGGAACCAGCUGGAGGAGCCGGUGUGUCAGGCCUUCAGGGAUCUGAUGUCCAGCGGCCGGCUGCCUGCUGAGCAGACGGACGUCAGCGCGUACGAGGUGGACGGUCACGUGUUCCUCGCUGAGGUCUUCCACAGUUUAAGGAGACACUAUAACAAGACAAACAGCUCCAACACGGGGACAAACCAGGCCGCCAGCCCCGAAUCCAGCUUCACACCACACAGUCAGCUGGUCGCCCUGCAGGCCUGCUGAAGCUCUCAUUACAUCACAUACAACUGAAUCCUUCAGACUAAGAAAAAGACGAUUCAUAUGCACACAAGUCAAAAUAACAAUGUAAAUAUGCAAGAAAAACUCUCAAACUUAAGCUUUCGAAUAAGCUUUCUGAACAACAACCUGUUGUCUGUGAGGUUUUUUAUUUAAAGGUGCAUCCAAACUUUACAUCCUUACAU
Messenger RNA from Centropristis striata (black sea bass), 1477 nucleotides. RefSeq names its product leucine rich repeat containing 34 (gene lrrc34). The coding region runs from base 24 to 1280 and encodes 418 amino acids. Lineage: Eukaryota; Metazoa; Chordata; Actinopteri; Perciformes; Serranidae. Gene Ontology annotation, molecular function: protein binding. The record is from RefSeq and is a predicted model, not a curated record. The transcript has 10 exons.